UCUUCAUCCAUCUUCAAAACCAAACCCAUCUCUACUUCUUUUCUCUUAAUUACUCUCUGUUUCUACUCUGUCUUUCUUCAAACCUCAACAAUGGCCUUUGAAUCAAACCAAACUAAUGAAUUCAUUUUCCGUUCAAAGCUUCCCGAUAUUCACAUUCCCAAUCAUCUCCCACUUCACGAUUAUGUUUUCCAAAAUCUCUCAAAAUUUGCCUCACGCCCAUGUUUGAUCAACGGCGCCACCGGGGAUGUUUACACCUACCAUGACGUUCAGCUAACAGCCCGUCGAGUCGCCGCUGGCCUACACAACCUCGGUAUUAAGAAGGGUGAUGUUGUCAUGAAUUUACUUCCCAAUUCCCCGGAGUUCGUCUUCACUUUCCUUGGCGCGUCUUACCGGGGCGCCAUCAUGACGGCAGCCAACCCUUUUUACACUGCGGUGGAAAUAGCCAAACAGGCCAAAGCCGCCAAUGCGAAAUUAAUCGUGACUAUGGCUUGCUUCUACGAUCGGGUUAAGGAUUUGGGUGAAAAUGGUGUCAAAAUCGUAUGUGUUGAUUUUUCUGCUGAGGGUUGUUUGCAUUUCUCUGUUUUGAGUGGGGCUGACGAAUCUCUCAUGUCGCGGGUGGAUUUUUCUUCCGAUGAUGUGGUGGCGCUACCGUACUCCUCUGGGACUACCGGUUUGCCAAAGGGAGUUAUGUUGACUCAUAAAGGGUUAAUCACAAGUGUGGCUCAACAAGUCGACGGCCAAAAUCCGAACCUAUAUUAUCGUGGCGAUGAUGUAAUCCUCUGUGUACUGCCGCUUUUCCAUAUCUAUUCACUCAAUUCGAUUUUGCUGUGUGGGCUACGCGCCGGUGCUGCCAUUAUGAUUAUGCAAAAGUUCGACAUCGUUUCACUUUUUCAAUUAAUUGGGAAAUACAAAAUCUCGAUCGUGCCCAUCGUGCCGCCAAUCUUCUUGGCCAUUGCUAAGUCAGCUGAGUUUGAAAAAUACGACGUGUCGUCCGUAAGGGUUCUAAAAUCCGGCGGAGCACCACUGGGGAAGGAGUUGGUAGAGGCCGUGAAGGCAAAAUUUCCAGCGGCGAUUCUCGCACAAGGAUACGGAAUGACUGAGGCUGGUCCGGUUCUAACUAUGAGUUUGGCUUUUGCAAAAGAACCGUUUCAAGUGAAAUUCGAAGCAUGCGGAACUGUGGUCAGAAAUGCAGAGAUGAAGAUAGUCGACCCGGAAACCGGCGUCUCCUUACCUGAAAAUUCCGCAGGUGAGAUUUGUAUUAGAGGUGAUCAAAUCAUGAAGGGAUAUUUGAAUGAUUUGGAGUCAACCAAGAGGACUAUUGAUAAAGAAGGAUGGCUUCACACGGGCGACAUCGGCUUCAUCGAUGACAACAAUGAGCUCUUCAUUAUAGACCGGCUUAAGGAGCUUAUCAAGUUCAAAACAUUUCAAGUGGCACCCGCCGAACUGGAAGCACUUCUUAUCACUCACCCAAAACUACGUGACGCUGCUGUUAUUGGUAUGCCAGACGUGGAGGCAGGAGAAGUACCGGUGGCGUUUGUGGUGGAGGAGAAGAGUGGUGCAAGUGCAACAACAACAGAAGAAGAAGUAAAAGAAUUCAUAGCAAAGCAAGUGAUUUUCUACAAAAGGCUAAAGCGUGUGUUUUUUGUCAACGCUAUUCCAAAGGCACCAUCUGGCAAAAUCCUCAGGAAAGAAAUAAGGGCAAAUUUGGCAUCCGGCGCUUACAAUUAAUUAAACCCUAAUCUUAGUUAUUCAUUUAUUUAUUAGCCUUCUGUUUGGUUUGUUAAUUAAUGCAAAUCAUGUAUUAGGAUUGUGAAACACAAUUCUUACCUGUAAUUUUAUAUUUUAUUUUACAAUAAUAAACCCUAAUUUAUUUGUAGACUUUCUAA
This is a messenger RNA of Cucumis sativus (cucumber), 1886 nucleotides long. Its product is annotated as 4-coumarate--CoA ligase 2. The transcript is spliced from 2 exons. Gene Ontology annotation, molecular function: CoA-ligase activity. The record is from RefSeq and is a predicted model, not a curated record. The coding region runs from base 91 to 1728 and encodes 545 amino acids. NCBI's taxonomy places the organism in Eukaryota, Viridiplantae, Streptophyta, Magnoliopsida, Cucurbitales, Cucurbitaceae.